Messenger RNA from Fundulus heteroclitus (mummichog), 6608 nucleotides. Its product is annotated as SH3 and multiple ankyrin repeat domains 1. The record is from RefSeq and is a predicted model, not a curated record. Lineage: Eukaryota; Metazoa; Chordata; Actinopteri; Cyprinodontiformes; Fundulidae. The coding region runs from base 387 to 5939 and encodes 1850 amino acids. Gene Ontology annotation, molecular function: synaptic receptor adaptor activity; ionotropic glutamate receptor binding. Gene Ontology annotation, cellular component: postsynaptic membrane; postsynaptic density; dendritic spine. The transcript is spliced from 13 exons.
AGCGAAGGAUGGGGAGUCUGUCAGAGCAAAGAGAUAGAAGUGUUACUACAGAGCUGCUGCUGCAGGAGGAGGAGGAGGAGGAGAGGCGAGGAGCUGAUGAAGAUGCUGCUGCUCCGCUCCUCAGCGCCCUGCAGCUCACGGGACAAACCACAACCUCUGAAUCGUCGCCGGUGAAGGAGGAAGGGCUUUUCUGUUGCAUCUUCCCGCUCGUCUCCACUCGCUCCUCAAUUCUCUGCAGCUGGCAGCCGCUGCCCCCCCCCCCCCCCCCCCUUAUCCCCACUUUCUGUCCGCCACUGGAGGGAAUUCUCCUUUUUCACCAGGAAUUAUAAAAGACAUGUCUCUCUGGGAAUGAUGGUGCUGCCGCUGGAACCGCCUUCUCUGUCGCAAUGACGAUGCCAUUCAGCCCCCUGUCCAGCGACGACGAGCAACAAAGGAUGCUGGGAAACAGCAGACAUCUCUAUCCCGGGGCAGAAGACGAGGAGGAGGAGGAGGAGGAAGAGGAGGAGGAGGAAAUGGAGGAGGAUGAGCGCGACGAGGACGGGGAGGAGGAGGAGAACGGCGAGCUGGAGGGAGAGGACGAUGAUGCUGAUGAGGAGAUGGUGGAGGAGGUCAGGCGAGGAGGCGUGCCUCGGAUUGGCAGAGGUGAGGGACACAGACAGUCCGGCAAACUGGCCGGACGACCCACUGGGGAUCGACAGAUGAGGCCAGGAAACCCGGGACACACCGCCAACCCUUAUUCGUCCAAUCCUGGACCCACGCACCAACAAGGAGCCAAUCAGCAGCAGCAACAGAGGAGGCUGAAGGAGCGCACUGCCAACUCAGUGCCAUCUGAAGACACCCACAUUGCCAUGAUGGUGUUUCGCAUCGGCAUCCCAGACAUAAAGCAAACGGUCAGUAAACACAGAAACACCAACAGGGACGUGUACAGCACUGUGGGGGUCAAUGGUCAGAACGUCGUGAAGGUUGGCCAUCGGCAGGUCGUCAAUAUGAUCCGGCAGGGCGGCAACAGCCUCAUGGUGAAGGUGGUCAUGGUAACCCGCAACCCUGACAUGGAGGAGGGCGCCAGGAAGAAAAUCCCACAGCAGAGCAAGAAGCUGAGCACUCCAGCUAUCGCUCUGCGGUCCAAAUCAAUGACUUCAGAGCUGGAGGAGAUGGUGGAGAGAGCUGCUACGCCUUGGAAAAAAAAGUCAGAGUUCGAAUCCUCACAAGUUGCAGAGAAGAAGAGGACGGUGUAUCAGAUGGCUCUGAAUAAACUCGAUGAAAUUCUUGCAGCGGCUCAGCAGACAAUCAGCACCAACGAGGCGUCGGGGACACGGGGACACGGGCCAAAGAGGGACAGGGGGAGAAGUUUCUAUGGCAAUGAGCCAAGCUACGGGGAUCAGUCUGGGACGGGGAUGAUGGCGGGACUGGGACUUGGCUACGAGCGUGGACAGUACAGCUCGGCUCACGGUCCACAGCACGGUAUGCUGCGGCAGAAAUCCAUCGGUGUGCCUGAGGAAGAGAAGCAGUUCUUGCAUCCACCUGCCAUGAAGUUCGCGCGGAGUCUGUCAGUGCCUGGUCCAGACGACAUUCCUCCACCUCCUACCACCGCUCCCCCGGAACCUCCAUUCUCCUCGGCUCCGCUGCUUGGUUGGAGAACGAAGUCGUCCCAGCAGCCUUCUGUCUCCGUGUCCCAGUCAACGUCCAGCUCUGCGCACUACCAGCCCUUCUCUCAGUCAGGGCAUCUAAGCCAGGGUGGCAGGGAGAGGGCUGGUGGUCCCAACACAGGCCCUGCUGGUGGAGCAGUAGACCACGCGACACCUUAUGUACACGCAUCUGCACAUACAGCUCAAAGCAGGACUGCAUCGCGAAAGGUUGCCUAUACUGGGGAGCCUGUUGGAGCUGGGAUGGGGGCCGGCACAGGGGCUAAAUCAGCGGGCCUGAGGAGAGGCUACAGCACAGCCGUGCCCCCGUCCAGCAUUGCUACUGUAAUGCCCCAGCAACAACAGACCACCCAGAGUCAACCCCAGCGGGCAGACCGCAGUGCAGCCGGGGCUGGUGGCUCUAAAGGAGGGGCCAGGAGAGGCAAAGGACCUCUGGUAAAGCAAUCUAAGAUAGAGGAGCUGCGCUUAGGCCAGGGAAGCCUAGGGAGCAAAGACUCUGUGGAGAAAAGCUCCAUUCCUAUCCCCACCAUCAUUGUCAAGGCUCCCUCAACCAGCAGCAGUGGACGGAGCAGCCAGGGCAGCAGCGUGGAGGCUGAUGUCCCUGCAUCAGGGGAGACAAGUGAUACGAAAACACCUCAUGGCCCUCCUCCGUCCACUCCUGCCCCACAGCCGCCUGCUCCGCCAUCCAUUCCAGCACCACCACCCCCAUCUUUGCCUUCUGUUCGAGCCCAGGAUAACCUGGACUUCACCAGCCAGUUUGGGGCCGCCAUCGUUGGUGCGGCUCGCCGAGACAGGGAGAGAUUUCUCGAAGCUCGUCGAAAGAGUGCCUCCUUGUUCAUGUCUGCUGAGGAGGACCUGAGUCUUGGGAUGAGUGAAGCAUUAGGAGGAGUAUCAAGGACUCAGGUGUCUCAGCAGCAGCUAAACACUCAGCCUGAAAGUUCAUCAACACGACUGCGCCCUUCCAAGUCUAUUGAUGAGGGCAUGUUCUCUGCAGACACCUUUAUCCAACACACCCGGAGUAUGCCUCCAGCCUUCGGCCUACCGGAGUACUCCUCUACGGCCCUGGACUAUCAGCCCAAAUCUGUGCCUGCUGAUCUGUACACCACAGCAGGCAGACAGCCAGCCCCCUCUUCCAACACCACCUUUAUUCAUCCUCUCACUGGGAAGGCGCUUGACCCCACGUCACCUCUAGGCCUCGCCCUGGCUGCCAGGGAACGUGCUCUGAGGGAUGACAGCAGGUUAAGGAGGGGAACGGAGAACCUCUUAACCCGCCAGAUGUCAAAUGUGGUGUUCUCUUCGUCCACCGUCAACACUCAGCCAGUAUCAUCCAUGACACAGUCUUCAAGCUCCUACCUGGUCACCUCCUCUUCUCUGGCAGCUACCACGCCCACAGUCGGUCGGCCACCCUCACCCAGAAUCCUCAGGGGAGUCGGGAGUACAUGGGGGGAAGAAGGUGGGGAGCGGGAGCGUGAAGGGGGAGGAGCUCGUGAGGGUCUUAGAGUCCGGUUCUCUGAGGACAAAACAGUACACACACACCACUAUCAGUCCCAGCCAUAUCAGCCAUCUUACAAGGAGCGGGAGAGGUCGCGGGAACGGGAGAGGGACCAUUCGAGAGAGAGGGAGAGGGACAAGGAGAGAGAAGGUUACAUGAGGAGGGCAGAUCAGGCUGCUGAAAGUUCAGGCCAGCAGCCCCGCAGACCCUCUUUUCUCAGGAUGGAAAGUCAAGCUGAUGCCUAUAUCCGGUCCCUCACAUCUUCUUCUCCACCAGCCAAUACCCAACAGGCAGUGAGCACUUCUGGAAGCACAGGGAAAGGUCUGAUGGUUCUUCCUCCUCCUGCUCCCUCAGUUGAUGCAGAUGAUGAAUUUGUCUAUGCAGACCCCCUUCCACCCCCUUUAGAGUUUGCAAACAGCUUCGACCGGGGGAUAUCAGGAUACUCUCAACACGGGAUUCUUUCCAACAGCUUGAUCCACCGGCAACAGCAAGUCCCUCCCCCACCGCCUCCUCCACCACCUCCUCCACCACCACCACCCCCGCCUCCUCCUCAAAAAGAACAUUAUAUAGGUGGCUUUCCUGCUCACACACCUCUACCCUCUCCUCAGGCAGGGGACUCCACUGCUUCCAGCCUCACAUCAUACGACAGUGAGGUGGCGAAUCUGACUCAGUCUGCUCCUUCCCCUUCCCAGACAUCACCAAACCCUCCACCCCCUGCUUCACCCUCAACUCUUCAGCCAACCAUGGGUCCUCCUCCUCCCCCCGCAGUCUCACCUCCACCUCCUCCUGGAUCCGGUUCCUACCACAGACCCUUUUCAGUGUCUCACCACCUUUACAACAGCACUCACACAUCCGGGCGAUCUUCACCAACGCCUCCCCAGCAUGCAGUUGCGCCUCCCCCAGCUUACCGGGGCCCCCCGGCUUCCUCUUGCAGUGUUGCCACUUCUGUCCCCCACAGGGGCACUACCUCUCAUGCCAUGACCGCUAGCUGUACUGCCACAACCACCACAACAAGCAUCUCCACUCAGCUCCAUCAGGAGCGAACACGUCCGGCUCAUUUAACAUACUCCACCACCAUCACAGGAAGGACAGGUGAGCAUCAUCGUUCUCAUCCCACUGCCAAAAAAGGAGAGUCCCAGGAGACAGUUGUGGACUCUGGGAUUGAGGAACUCGAUAGUCGCAGUAGCAGUGACCACCAUCUGGACAGCAUUUUGGGUCUGAGUGGGGCUGGUGUUCGAGGGGAAAGGCUGGAACGAGGGGAGAGAGCUGGAGGUCCAGGCCGCAUGGGAGGUGGUUUAGGAGAAACAGAACGAGGAGGAGGGGACUUUCUGGAGUCGUACAUGAGCUACCUUGAUGGGCAAACCUUUGAGAUGCAGAAUGCAACUGCAACAGCUUCCACCUACCCAAAAACCAGCAGGUUCAGAGACGGCAGUCAUGCUGGCGACUCACAUCGACAGACCAGCACCGCUCCUGCAUCCUACCACUCCCACAGGCAAAGAGAUGGCCAGGUAGAGGACGAGGUAGAGGAGGGACUGGGAGAUGACGAAGGUGGUCAAGACGGGUACGGGGGGAGGGACAUGCAGAAUAUCGGCCGUCCCACAUCACCGUACUUUGAGCGACCGCGCACUCCUGAAAUGAGGCCUCUCUGGGGCGACAGCCAGAUGAGCGGCGAUGGGGGAAGCCAGUCAGGUUCGCUUUUAGAAGGAAAGAAGAUUUAUCCUCCUGCAUCUAGUAUGAAGCCCAGCAUUAUUAAUGAGCUGAGCAGCAAACUGCAGCAAAGAAGUAAAGACAGCUGGAGCAGCCAUAGACCUCUGAGCAGACACAGAUUUUCUGAAGACUCUGCGUCAGCUCUGAGCCCGCCCUCCGUCCGCUCCCAGUCUCCGUCUCCAAUCUCUUUAUCGCAGCCAUCGUUAUCGCCGUCUCCCACCCCGGUCUCCCAAUACCCCAACUGGGGACGUUCCCCGUCGCCUCAGCCUCCAGCUGCUUCUCAACCUCCACGCUCACAUUCCCCGCUGUCCCCAACGUCUUAUUCCCCUUACCCCACGUCUCCCAAGCACAGACCCGUGUACCGGACCAAAGCUCUGGAGUUUCAGUUUAUUCCCAGUCGAGAGUCUCGCAAAGCAGAAUCACACAUACUUCAGCGGCGACGAGCUCCGAGCCCGCUCAUCUCCCAAUCAGAGAGGCCUAAAGUGGCCCCGCCCCGCCCGUCCUCGCUUCCGCUGCUCCCUACUUCACCUCUGUACAGUGCAAUCUACGACCUGCGCGGUUCAAUCACCCCGCCUUCACCUGGGAAUCCUCUCGGAGAUCCUUACUUCUCGCCGUCUCCUCCGCUGUUUGCGCCUUCCGGAGCCCCUCCGCCUCCAAACUCCACCUUAGUAGUGUCACGAUCGCUUUCUCCAACUCAUUUUUUGUCCGGGACGUCCUCUCCGCCCCUGCACCCCCAUCCGCCGCCUACCUGCCUGAGUUACCCCCACUUACCACCACCUUCCCCCACAAAGCCUUUUGCCUCCAAGCCAUUGCCCUACUGGACCAAGUACGAUGUUGCAGACUGGCUGGCGUACCUCAACCUCGGCGAACACAGAGAACGUUUCCUUGACAACGAGAUUGAUGGCACCCAUUUACCCUCUUUGACCAAGGAAGACUACCUGGAUCUGGGCGUGACGAGAGUGGGCCAUAGAAUGAAUAUAGAGCGAGCCCUAAGGAGCGUAAUGGACAGGUUGUCCAGCAGCCCGUUUCCCAUUUCUGUUCUCUCUCCUCGGGAAGGGCAGACUGAGAGGAGGAGGGACGACGGGAGUCGGAGCUGAGGCUGCGAACGAUGGACAGGGAGCGAGGAGGACGCCCACGGCUGCUGCCGUCCAUGACGGUGGAUUCACGCCUCAAGGAGAGAACAGAUUUCACACAGACAGCGACUGAAAGAGGGGAGGAGGAAGAGGGGAGGAGGAAGAGGGGAGGAGGAAGAGCUGAUGAUCCGUACCCACGCCGGCUGGUGCUCCCUGAUUUAGACAGAUACCCUGUACAUCCAUCCAAACACCACCACCACCACAUAAUCCCACUAACCCUCCUCUCACUGAACAUGUGAGGGCCCUAUAGCUGCAGCAGAGGUUAAAAGGUUAAAUUUACUUAGCAGAACAACCAGGAAGCAGUUGUGUGAAUGAGAGCGGGUGGUUUUGGUUUUGGGCUUCAGAGAGGAGUCCUCUCAGCUGGGCGCUUGGUUCUGUUCUGGAUUAAAGGCGUGAAAGCGUUCAGAUGUGACUUGUUUUAGGAACAUGUGUGGCUAUCAGAAAGGAGUUUUAUUUUACUGUGCACACGAGCGACGUUUCGUUUGUGGGCUUAGCUUAUGAAGCCGUAUAGAGUCAUGGUGAAAACUAAACACACUCGCCGGUUUAGACGUCAGGAGAUGCUAUAAGUGAUCUGGUCUUUACCAAGUUCAAACGUGCUGUUUUCUCCUCAGACAUUGGGACAGGAAACCCCCC